ACAAACACGUCAUCAGCUCAUCUACACGACGCAGUGAAACGCUGCUGCUGCUGCUUUAGUGACACAAAGCGUCUCAGAUCACCUCAGUUUUUAAACGAUGGUUUCUAUUAUGAAGGAGACAAAACCGACCUGCUCCUCUUAUUGAUCGACGAAGAAGAAAACAGGCACAGAUGAUUGAUUUCUCAAAACAGCAUAAACCCUGUGGGCAAUCUAAAAGCUCUGUGUGUGAACUUCCUGUUAUCUGUGAGCCUCGGAUUAAAGAAACUGUCCCUGCUGAUGAAUUGGAGCGCACAGGAAGCACAGCAGCAGCGAAGCAUCGCCAGACGUACAGGAAGCAUCAAAGCUGGUCUGAGGGCGUCCACAGCAAACAGAAACUUUGAACCAGCUGGUUUUUCCCUCUGACUCAUGAUUCUCUCAACAUUGAAACGGUGGCUUUGCUCGGAGUUUAACCACACACUUCAUCAUCGUGUUCAUAAAUAAGUGUUUUUAUUACACAGAGAAAACUCAGGAAACAAGAAGGAUCCUAGAAAGUGUCGAUAGCAGCUGAUGUCGACACCAACCUGCUCCCGGGGUUUCACAGUUAAUGCUAAACUGGAUUUGUGGGUUUUCCCAAAUUAGGCAAAAAGCAGAAAUAAAAAGCCCGACGGACAGACGGGAUCAUCGUCCAGGUGGGAAGUGUUUGUGGUUGAGUUUCCUGUUCCCGCAGAAACAUGAAGACUGUGAUGCUCGCUGUGCUGCUGCUGCUGGCCGUCAGUCAGAGUGAAGCCUUGGAGUGUCACUGUGGAGGCCAGAAGUUCUGUUCACGUCCUGUGGAGACGUGCUCCAGCUCCAACGAUGUCUGCUCUACUCUCGUCAUCACUUCUGGGCCGGUGGUAACGCACACAAAGGGCUGCUUGAAGUCGCUGGCCUGCAGGAUCCUGAAUCGUCCGCCCGUGAUGACUGUCAGCUGUUGCAGUUCUGAUCUGUGCAACAGAUAAACCGCUGCCACGCGGGACGUCGCCCGAUUGGUCGACGCUCUGCUGCCGUGUGUUGUGUACUCUAGAGCAAUAAAGAUCAGCUGACUGUA
Molecule: messenger RNA, 1066 nt
Organism: Pundamilia nyererei
Lineage: Eukaryota; Metazoa; Chordata; Actinopteri; Cichliformes; Cichlidae
Product: lymphocyte antigen 6D-like
Exons: 3
Coding region: 711-977 (88 amino acids)
Source: RefSeq, a predicted model, not a curated record